Molecule: messenger RNA, 2373 nt
Organism: Suillus clintonianus
Lineage: Eukaryota; Fungi; Basidiomycota; Agaricomycetes; Boletales; Suillaceae
Product: kinase-like domain-containing protein
Exons: 10
Coding region: 84-1967 (627 amino acids)
Biological process (GO): protein phosphorylation; mitotic DNA damage checkpoint signaling
Cellular component (GO): nucleus
Molecular function (GO): protein serine/threonine kinase activity; ATP binding
Source: RefSeq, a predicted model, not a curated record
CAAAAAGGCUUCGGUGAGAAGGACGCACCCGUACCGCCAACCUCACUUGUCCGGAUUACUUGGACACCACAAUUUUUACAACCAUGCCCGCUGUCGUAGACGCUUUCAAGAAUCUCAUACGCAAACAUCAUCAUCAUCGGCAUCCUGAAUCUGACCCCCAGCCAUACACGGCAUCUGUGGAGUCAGGUCACCAGCCACAACAUCGACAGCAACCACAGGAGUCGCAGCAGCAGGCAAAGCUCCGAGCUGAACAGGACUCUCAGAAACAGCAUCACCCUGAGAAACAGCAGCAGCCUGAGAACACACCUCAGCCUCCACCUGAUACCCGGCAUCAACAAAUCAACAUGUCUGUACCUGAGGAUCUAGAGCCAAAGAACAAACUGCCCACCUACAAAGGCUUGGAUAACUUCAAGCUACUGGAUAAGAUGGGAGACGGCGCAUUUUCGAAUGUUUACAAGGCAAUAGAUCUAACAACUGGGCAGACAGUCGCAGUGAAAGUUGUUCGCAAAUUUGAGCUGAAUGCUUCGCAGGCCGGCGAAAAACAUCUCAGUAUCCAAUUCAAGAAAAAGCCGCGCGUAACAGAGCGAGCCAAUAUUCUGAAAGAGGUGCAAAUCAUGAGGGGAACAAAUCACCCAUCGAUCGUAAAGUUGAUCUCAUUUUCCGAGUCACCGGAAUACUAUUUUCUGGUUAUGGAACUCAUGGAGGGCGGGGAGUUGUUCCACCAGAUUGUCAAGCUGACGUAUUUCAGUGAGAACUUAGCAAGACACGUCAUUCUCCAGGUUGCCCAAGGUAUCCGCUAUCUUCACGAGGAACGUGGUGUUGUACAUCGCGACAUCAAACCGGAAAAUUUGUUAUUCGAGCGGAUACCCAUCAUUCCUUCAAAAAGUCCCGUACAACGUCCGUAUGACGAGGAAAAGGAUGAUGAAGGCGAAUUUAUCCCAGGCGUUGGUGGAGGUGGAAUCGGACGAAUCAAGAUCGCAGACUUUGGCUUAUCAAAAGUUAUAUGGAAUGAAGAAACGAUGACGCCAUGCGGAACUGUUGGCUACACUGCCCCCGAAAUCGUCAAGGAUGAGCGUUAUUCACAAAGUGUGGACAUGUGGGCACUUGGCUGCGUGCUUUACACACUCCUUUGCGGGUUUCCACCGUUCUACGACGAGAGUAUCAAUGUUCUCACAGAGAAAGUUGCUCGAGGAUAUUACACAUUCUUGAGCCCGUGGUGGGAUGAUAUUAGCCAUUCUGCGAAGGAUCUCAUUCAACAUCUGUUAUGUGUGGACCCUGCUCAGAGAUAUACCAUAGAUGAGUUCCUUGCUCACCCAUGGUGCACCGCCGCUCCUGCUCCACCACCACCAAAACCACCCACUCCGCUUGUUUAUGCCAAUUCUCCUCCACUCGACUCACCUCUGCUUGCGGCUGCUCGUGGUGGCGUGUUAGAGGCUCGUUCUCCUGGUCUCGCGACGCUCAAGGAAGCAUUCGACAUUACAUACGCGGUCCACCGUAUGGAAGAAGAAGGUGCGCGUCGGCGGGCAUACAACGGUCGUGGCGGCGCUGGCACCCGAGGAUUUCUGCAUGGGCUUAAUGAGGACGAGGAAGACGACGUCGAUGACAAAGUCCUCGUACAUGAUGCACGAACCAAGAGAGGGGAGCUUGAGACACGUGCACCCCUACAGUUUACACAGGGUGGGUUACCUGGCGCCGGAGCAAAGACCGUCGCAAAGCGCAACGUAAUCGGCGGACCUAAUCAAGCUGAUCGUAGUCUUUUGGAUGGCCGCGCAGGCCCGAGAGAUCGCGGUCGCCGUCAACCCGGUGGCAAAGGUUUCCAGUUAGAUAUGGACAACGCAACCUUACUCGGCCGUCGCAGUAAGAAGGUGGCAGGUGCUGGUGGUGUGGCGGAGUCAAGUCCGCUAUCGCACGCUGUCCACGUAGAUGACAACUCGUUUCCGCCUGGAAGUCCCAUGCGGAUUGUCUGAUGUCGAUGACCAGCUGUGAGGUUAGCAAUCAUGUUUCUGUCUCUGCGACCUUAGCAGACUGUUUAUGUUCCUCGGGACGUAUGUUGACAGACGGCUUGCAGACUUGAUACCACUUAUUCACUGUCCCUCACAGUAUUCUCUCACCGCCUUUCAACCAAUUCCUACCGAGCUUGCUUUCAUCAAUAUAAUAUCUUCAAGUACCAUAGAAUUCUUUUCCUUUCAAUCAUUGCGGUUCUACAUUCUCGCCUAGCAUGGAACAUUCGCACAUACUGGCACAUACUGAUUAAUUAGUUGUUCCUGUUCCAAACAUGUUACUCUGUUGUUUCUUUUACAUAACUGUUGUCCCCCGCAUUUGUAUUUCAUAAACACUGCACUGUAGUACAUGCAAACUUCAUCUUAAUGACAU